GAACAAUAGCCAGUGAUGCAGAACUACUUCUGGCCUCAAAACAUUACAAGCCCCGCCCUCUAGCCAAUAAAAGUGGGAGACUCUGAGAAGCAUAGAGAAAGGCACAGGAGCCUGCACAACAGUGACCUGAUUUGAAAGCCUAUGAAAAAGUUUCAGCAUGACUCCUUUACCAGUGAUGUUUUUUCUCCUAACUCUGCUGUUACCAUCAAUGCACACUAAUGGAAGGGUACUGACACAGACUCAAAAUGAAUCCACCAUAUCUUCUACUCAUAAGACAAAUCAGAAGGCUGUCUUGGACAAGACUGAUCACCAAGGCAAAGAAAAUAAACAGGCCCCAGAGAAGGUACUCUGUGCCUCCAUUGAAGUUGAAGACUUGGUCACUGCUCAUCAACACAAGUUAAUCCUGUCUAAAAACAAGAUGUCCCAGAGCAACUGUUGCACUCAGAAGCAUCAAGUGGACCCAGUUAACUUGAAUCAUAUGGCCAGUAGACUUCAAGGGACCAAAGUUAGGCACCAAGAAGACAGUUCUAAACACAAAGUCACCAUUUGUUUGGAUGAAUUCUUGGAUUUAGUGCAAAAGACCUUGGCUUCCCAUUAAAUUUAACUACAAGUCUCCUGGUGUCCAACAUGCUUUGGCUUUUAGUAUUCUCUUUUUAAAAGUCCUAUUACCUCUCUUAUUAACCACCCAAACAAAGAUCAGGACUGUUAUUGAACACAAUAAACUUUCUUCUCCCUCCAAUUAAAUACUAAAAAACGACCAGAGACAGCAAAGAAAGGGUUCUGAAAUAGCAGUGGAAGGAGCACACAGAUAGAAAUUAUCAUGACGGUAGAACUAAGAGACUAGACUUCCUUUCUUUAAAUGCACAUGUUACUUCAUGGCAAGAUUCCUAGUAAAGUCAUCAUGGGCUCCUCACUCUUCCUCACUGUAGUCUGAUCAGAUGGGAAUGAAAAUGUCAUAUGCUUUGAACUAUAAAGCUUUGAAGUUAUAAAGUACUAAGUAUAUUGAUUUUUUCCCAUUGUUCACAAUCACAUUUCACUCUCCAUUACCUCUUUCUCCCAUGAACUGUAAGUCAUCUUCUCAAUAAAUCUCUCUCCU
This is a messenger RNA of Mus pahari (shrew mouse), 1096 nucleotides long. RefSeq names its product exocrine gland-secreted peptide 1-like. The record is from RefSeq and is a predicted model, not a curated record. The transcript is spliced from 3 exons. The coding region runs from base 158 to 598 and encodes 146 amino acids. Gene Ontology annotation, molecular function: pheromone activity. Lineage: Eukaryota; Metazoa; Chordata; Mammalia; Rodentia; Muridae.